CGAGAGUGUCAACAUGCAAGAUGGCGGCGCAUCACAGGCAGAACACGGCGGGGCGGCGGAAAGUGCAGGUGUCUUACGUUAUUAGAGAUGAGGUAGAGAAAUGUAACCGGAAUGGGGUCAACGCUCUUCAGUUGGAUUCAGCGCUAAACCGACUCUUCACUGCUGGGAGAGACUCCAUCAUUAGAAUAUGGAGCGUCAGCCAGCACAAGCAAGAUCCCUACAUAGCAUCCAUGGAGCACCACACCGAUUGGGUAAACGAUAUUGUACUUUGUUGUAAUGGGAAAACAUUAAUAUCCGCUUCCUCUGAUACAACAGUGAAAGUGUGGAAUGCCCAUAAGGGAUUUUGCAUGUCAACAUUGAGGACACAUAAGGAUUAUGUGAAGGCCUUAGCCUAUGCCAAGGAAAAGGAACUGGUGGCUUCUGCUGGGCUGGACAGACAGAUCUUCCUCUGGGACGUCAAUACUCUCACAGCGCUGACUGCCUCGAACAACACUGUUACAACUUCUUCUCUGAGUGGGAACAAAGAUUCCAUUUAUAGCCUUGCAAUGAAUCAGCUGGGAACAAUCAUUGUAUCCGGGUCCACGGAGAAGGUUUUGAGGGUUUGGGAUCCAAGAACGUGUGCCAAGCUCAUGAAACUUAAAGGGCACACGGACAACGUGAAAGCUUUGCUGCUCAACAGAGAUGGGACUCAGUGCCUUUCUGGCAGUUCUGAUGGAACUAUCCGCCUCUGGUCCCUUGGACAACAGAGAUGUAUAGCAACCUAUCGAGUACAUGAUGAGGGAGUGUGGGCUUUACAGGUCAAUGAAGCCUUUACUCAUGUGUAUUCUGGAGGAAGAGACCGAAAGAUUUACUGUACGGAUUUGAGAAAUCCCGAUAUACGGGUCUUGAUUUGUGAAGAGAAAGCCCCUGUUCUCAAGAUGGAGCUUGAUAGGUCAGCUGAUCCUCCACCUGCAAUUUGGGUCGCAACAACAAAGUCUUCAGUGAAUAAAUGGACUUUGAAGGGAAUUCAUAAUUUUAGAGCUUCUGGAGAUUACGACAAUGACUGUAACAAUCCUAUAGCACCCCUUUGUACACAGCCUGAUCAAGUUAUUAAAGGAGGUGCCAGUAUUAUUCAGUGCCACAUUCUUAAUGAUAAGAGGCAUCUAUUAACCAAAGACACCAACAACAAUGUGGCAUAUUGGGAUGUACUAAAGGCAUGUAAAGUUGAAGAUCUUGGCAAAGUGGAUUUUGAAGAAGAAAUUAAGAAAAGAUUUAAAAUGGUGUAUGUGCCAAAUUGGUUCUCAGUUGAUUUAAAAACUGGGAUGUUGACAAUUACACUGGAUGAGAGUGACUGCUUUGCUGCUUGGGUUUCAGCAAAAGAUGCUGGUUUUAGCAGCCCAGAUGGGUCAGAUCCAAAAUUGAACUUGGGAGGGCUUUUACUGCAAGCUCUCCUAGAGUAUUGGCCCAGAACCCAUGUUAAUCCAAUGGAUGAAGAGGAAAAUGAGAUAAACCAUGAUUACCCAAAGCCGGCAAGAAGGGCUAACACAUUUGGAGGACAGGAUCCAGGUGAAAAAAAGGACUGGCCAGGCGAGACUGUGAAUGGCGAGCAGGAGAAUCGAGUCCAGAAGGGGAAUGGCUACUUCCAGGUCCCUCCACACACCCCAGUGAUCUUUGGCGAGGCUGGAGGCCGUACCCUGUUCAGGUUGCUGUGUCGGGAUUCUGGAGGGGAGACUGAGUCGAUGCUGCUUAACGAGACAGUGCCCCAGUGGGUGAUUGACAUCACUGUGGAUAAAAAUAUGCCCAAAUUCAACAAAAUUCCCUUCUACCUCCAACCUCACUCAUCUUCAGGGGCAAAAACCUUAAAGAAAGAUAGACUGUCUGCCAGUGACAUGCUCCAAGUCAGGAAGGUGAUGGAGCAUGUUUACGAGAAAAUCAUAAAUUUGGACAGUGAAUCUCAGACCACCAGCUCAUCAAAUAAUGAAAAAACUGGAGAGCAGGAGAAAGAAGAGGACAUCGCCUUACUGGCAGAGGAGAAAAUUGAACUCUUGUGCCAGGACCAAGUUUUGGACCCAAAUAUGGACCUUCGAACAGUAAAACACUUCAUAUGGAAGAGUGGCGGUGACCUCACCCUCCAUUACCGCCAGAAGUCCACGUGAGGCCAUGAGGGCGAACACUCCUGGGUAUUCAUUUACUGACCUUCCUCUUGUGGUCCUGAGAGUAGUACUACCUAGUGAAGCCCACUGAACCCCCACAGUAGCGAGACUUCUAAGGAUCGAUUCGGUACGGACCGAGAUUACCCCUUUACCUGAAGUGACUAAUAGAGAUGUAAUAUAGCAACACAGUCUUUGCGGCCUAGACUCCAGUCUGUCCCAAGGGAGGCAGCGUGCGCAGGUGGAGGGAGGGGUGCGAGGAGCGCCUGCCAGGGACUCAUCUUCGUCUCUUCAUGCUUGUUAGGAGACACUUGAGGGCCAUAUCUGUCACUGUGUUCCAAAUGUAAUUCAGACCUGCACGAUGUCUCGUCUUUUUUUUUAAAGCACAUUCCAUUCAGAGAGCACCUGCAAUGACCUUUCAAGCUGGUCAUUCAAAAAAAAUCAAAUCAUUUUCACUAAAGACAAGAUCUUUUUUUAAAAUGGGGAAACACCUUUGCACCCUUGAGGGCAGCCCAUGUAAUUACAAAAUGGAGGGUCAAUAUUAGACUUGUUUUUUAAUACUGUACUUCAGAUGUGUUCCUGUAGAAAGAUCUGUUGGAAUUCAGAAAUCCUGAGUCAGAACACUCCAGAAACACGGUUGCAGGGUCAGUCCAGUGAUGCUGGGCCUCAUAAUGGAGUCAACACACUUUUCAGCAGGAUGUAAUUAAAACUUAGCCGUCUUGUUUCUUCCUUCCUGCACCGUGUCCAGUUGUAACUCUCGCCAGCUGAAAUUCAGGUUACAGCUCCAGGUGGAAACCCGAACUUUGUUAAAAUUUAAGAGCAUUCUGAAAUUUUAGCUUCAUUUAAAUGUCACCUAGAAUUUAUGUCGGAGUAAAGAAAUAUCAUAGCAGAUUAAUUUGAUGUUCAUAAUCUGAAAGUAGUUAUUUGUUUUUCCAGAGUUUUAUAUGCAUUUUUUGUUGUUAUACCUAGAUCUUCUUUUCACUGUUCUUUCUAAUGAUCUAAAGCUUUCAUACGGUCAGUCAUCUGGGUCUUGUAUAGAGUUAACUUAUUGGGGAAAAAACAUUUCAACUUUUGGCAGGGAAAAAAAACGUAACUUUGGCUUCUCCCCAAAGGCUGUUUGUAUGCAGAACAGAUCCGAGGUCCACCCCAACUGCCCCAAGCCAGAAGCACAAGUGCCUUUGGAGGGUGGUUUGUUCCUGGCCUUGCCCCCGCCCCUCCUGUAGGGGAGGGGGAGGGGAGGGUGUUGGGGAAGGGGGUGGGGCAGCAGACCACUCGGGCCACAAGGUGCAGGUUCACACUCCUGCAAGGACUGAGCUCUCUCACUCCCAUCAGGCGUCAUUUGGAAAGCAGCCAGCUCAUGCCUCCUGCCCUCGCAGGAGCUAAACAGACACACCGUGCUCCCUCUCCAGGCCACUCGGAUGUGCUCCUCGGGGUAUUCGGUGUGAUGCCUCGUGUGCCGUGGUGGCACAUUUUUAGCAAUGUUUGUGAAUUAAACGGAAAAAAUAAAUGCCAUGGGAAGUCGUCAGUUGGCUCCUGAUCCUAAAUCCUCUUGGCAGGAGGGGCCGCUCUCCUGUUGGAAGGGAGUUCUUCCAGAUCCUAUGGGGGCCGAAGUCUUACAGCCGCUGCUUCCUGGUUACUUUCAUGGACCUAAAUUCCACCAGGGUUCUCUUUCAUUCCCCUCCCUCCCUUCCUUUUCCUUCUAACCAACUCAGUAAUGCAAUUUCAGGAAAGUUUGACAGAGUCUGCAAUGCCAAAAGGGUAAAUAAUCUGUAUUUCACAGUUGUAUAGAAUAAAAGGCUUUAGUUAAAAUA
Vombatus ursinus (common wombat) is the source of this 3940-nucleotide messenger RNA. RefSeq names its product WD repeat domain 48 (gene WDR48). Gene Ontology annotation, molecular function: ubiquitin binding. Gene Ontology annotation, biological process: protein deubiquitination; double-strand break repair via homologous recombination. NCBI's taxonomy places the organism in Eukaryota, Metazoa, Chordata, Mammalia, Diprotodontia, Vombatidae. The transcript is spliced from 20 exons. The record is from RefSeq and is a predicted model, not a curated record. Bases 21 to 2135 code for a protein of 704 amino acids.